AUGGCAGAUAGGAAAGGGGAAGAAUCGAGUGAAGAAGAGCCUACCAUCGCCGAAGAUGUCGUUGUCACCAAGUACAAAAUGGCUGGUGAUAUGGCCAAUCGUAUAUUAGGCAUACUGAUCGACAACGCUACUGUUGGUGCCACUGCUAAAAGUUUAUGUGAAAUGGGAGAUAAAAUGAUUUUGGAAGAGACCAGUAAAGUAUACAAGAAGGAGAAAGAGCUCAAGAAGGGUAUUGCUUUCCCUACGUGUGUAUCGGUCAACCAUUGCAUCUGCCAUUUUAGUCCCCUUAAUAGUGACCCUGAAUUAGAAUUGAAUGAUGGAGAUGUUGUGAAAUUUGAUUUAGGCGUUCAUAUUGAUGGAUUUAUCGCGGUUGUUGGUCAUACAAUUGUUGUAGGCUCAUCCAAAGAGAAAAAAGUUUCCGGUCGUAAAGCAGAUGUUAUCGUGGCUGCUUACACUGCUGCGGAAGCAGCUUUAAGGCUUGUCAAACCUGGCAAUGAGAACCAAGUUGUAACGGACGCAAUUCAAAAAGUAGCCGAAUCUUUCGAAUGUAAGCCUAUCGAAGGAAUGAUGUCCCAUCAAUUAAAAAAAUAUGUUAUAGAUGGAGAAAAGUCGAUAAUUCUAAAUCCAUCGGAAGCUCAAAGGAAAGAGCAUGAAACCUGUGAGUUUGAAGUAAAUGAAGUUUACACUGUUGAUGUCCUAAUAAGUACUGCUGAUGGAAAGAGUAAAGAAAUGGAUAAUAGAACAACUGUAUAUAAAAAAACCAACUUACAGUACAGCCUAAAAAUGAAAGCAUCAAGAGUUUUCUUCAGUGAAGUAUCAAACAAAUUUACGGCUAUGCCUUUUACUCUUAGAGCUUUUGACGACGAAACAAAGGCGCGUAUGGGUGUCGUAGAAUGCGUCAAGCAUGGCUUGUUGGAACCGUUCAAUGUAUUGUGGGAGAAGGAAGGUGACUUUGUCGCUCAGUUUAAAUUCACGGUUCUGCUGAUGCCUAGUGGGCCAAUGAGAAUUACUGGUGGCACUUUCGAUCCAGAAGUGUACGAAUCAGAACAUGUUGUUAAAGAUGAAGAAAUCAAGUCAUUAUUAUCUCAGUCUGCGAGUCGUAAGGGGAAAAAGAAAAAGAAGAAGGCUACAAAAGGCGGUAACGCCAGCGAAUCCUGAAUAUCGAAUUUGCUGAAAGUGAUUGAUAGGACAUGUGAAGCACAACUUGUCGCAUGGCUUUUCAACCUGGUGUUAAAAGCAACGAAUUUAUUUCAUUUUGUAGAUGGUAUUAUUAGUAUUAUUUGAAAUUA
Trichoplax adhaerens is the source of this 1289-nucleotide messenger RNA. RefSeq lists its product as uncharacterized. Lineage: Eukaryota; Metazoa; Placozoa; Uniplacotomia; Trichoplacea; Trichoplacidae. The coding region runs from base 1 to 1158 and encodes 385 amino acids. The record is from RefSeq and is a predicted model, not a curated record. The transcript has 15 exons.